GAUUCUGCGUCACUGUCCUUCGGCCCCCCAACUUUGCCUCUCUAUUAAUUUUCUUCACUCUUUUGUAUAGAAAUCGCAUUCUCUCUCUACUUUUACUCUCUUUCUAGAGAAUCUAAAUGGAUUUAAGCAAAAUUCGGGUUUCGUUUCGUAUUUUUCUUUUUAUUUCCUGCUGAUUGCAUCGAAUUACUUUUUUGUUUUUUUAUAAAAGUAGGGAUCUAAGUCCUUCCUUUCAUGACCUGCUAAAUUUUAGCUUAGAUUAUUUGUUCUUCUCUUUUCAUACUCGUUAGGUUUUAUUUUGCUGUCUUAAAAUUCAUCAUUAUGUUUUUUAAUUUUGUGUUUCUGUUUUCUCUGGUUUAAUGUGAAUCUUUUCGCCCAUCUUUGUGUUUUCGUUGACUCAGAAGUGGAUAAGUCUUUUUAUUUUUUGAUUUCUCAAAGAAAAGAAAGUUCUGAUUUCUUCUAUUUUUUUUUUCCUUAUGCUGCCCUCUUGAAAGUUUUAUGCUUGUUAAAUUAGAGACAAAGCUAGGGUUUUUAUCUAAUUUUUCUCUGUGUUUUUAAAUGCUUUGUAGAUCUUGAUACCUGAAUUUUUUUUUAUCCAAAUAUUCCCUGGAAAAAUAAAAUUUUUAUAAGCUAUUUUCAUGGCGAUCGAUUUCGAAUCUUUAACAGAGGCCACUUCUGGAGCUAUUGGGUCCUUAGUGAGCACCACCGUUCUCUAUCCCCUUGAUACUUGCAAGACCAAGUACCAGGCUGAUGUCCAAGCAGCUGGUCACCAGAAAUACAGGAACCUUUCAGAUGUUCUAUGGGAAGCAGUUUCUACUCGCCAGAUUCUUUCCCUGUACCAGGGACUUGGAACGAAGAACUUACAAUCGUUCAUAGCCCAGUUCGUCUAUUUUUAUGGGUAUAGUUAUUUCAAGAGGCUUUAUUUGGACAAGACUGGAGCUAAAUCCAUUGGGACAAAGGCAAACCUGGUUAUCGCUGCUGCAGCAGGGGCCUGCACUGUUAUAGUAACACAGCCAUUGGAUACAGCAUCUUCCAGGAUGCAAACUAGUGCCUUUGGAAAAUCAAAAGGACUAUGGGAAACUCUUUCAGAGGGUUCAUGGAGAGAGGCUUUUGAUGGCCUUGGUAUAUCUCUUCUGCUUACAUCCAAUCCGUCUAUUCAGUAUACAGUAUUUGAUCAGUUGAAGCAACGGCUAUUAAAGGGACAGCAGAAGACAACAGUAGGCACACCAGAUUCAUCUCCACAAUCUCUUUCAGCCUUCUCUGCCUUCUUAUUGGGUGCCAUUUCAAAGAGCAUCGCCACAUGUUUGACUUAUCCAGCUAUCAGGUGUAAGGUUAUGAUUCAGUCCUCCGACUCGAAACAAGUUAUGAAUGGAGAUGCUCAACUUCAUUCCAAGCCUGCAAAAACAUUCGUUGAUGCAUUGAAUUUCAUUUGGAAGAGAGAAGGGAUUUUGGGUUUCUUCAAAGGGUUGCAGGCUCAGAUUCUAAAGACUGUUUUGAGCUCGGCAUUGCAGUUAAUGAUAAAGGAGAAGAUCUCAAAGACCACUUGGGUGUUGAUGCUGGCUCUUCAAAGAUACGUCUUUGCCUCUAAGAAGAGAAUCAAGCAAGCUUAGGUGUUAACGUUUAUCUCUCUCUCAUAAUUCUCUGAUGCGAAUAAUAUGGCUGUGCGUUUUACGACGACAACCUGGGAGGAAAUCUCUCUUGCAUAGGUGGUUGGUUAAGCAUCCUCCUAAUCAUAUUUCCUUUGAGGCAGUGUCCUUCGUGAUGCACUGUAAUAAAGUUUUGGAUUUUUUAUUUUCUCUCUCUCCCCCUCUCUAGCAAUGGAUCUUUGGCAGUUUCCUUCGUGAUGCACUGUAAUAAAGUUUUGGAUUCUUUAUUUUUUCUCUCUCCCCCUCUAUAGCAAUGGAUCUUUGCCUGUGUUUAUGUAGUA
Messenger RNA from Amborella trichopoda, 1924 nucleotides. Its product is annotated as peroxisomal adenine nucleotide carrier 1. The record is from RefSeq and is a predicted model, not a curated record. Gene Ontology annotation, molecular function: ADP transmembrane transporter activity; ATP transmembrane transporter activity. Gene Ontology annotation, biological process: ADP transport; ATP transport; fatty acid beta-oxidation. Lineage: Eukaryota; Viridiplantae; Streptophyta; Magnoliopsida; Amborellales; Amborellaceae. Gene Ontology annotation, cellular component: peroxisomal membrane.